Molecule: messenger RNA, 804 nt
Organism: Asparagus officinalis (garden asparagus)
Lineage: Eukaryota; Viridiplantae; Streptophyta; Magnoliopsida; Asparagales; Asparagaceae
Exons: 5
Coding region: 158-538 (126 amino acids)
Source: RefSeq, a predicted model, not a curated record
UUAUCCAAAAGAAGAGUCCAAGUGCUGGGAGGCGUCUGAGGUGUAUUUUCAACCUGAUGAUGUGCAAGCAUGCAUUGUAACAUGUGGAGGCCUAUGGCCUGCGCUCAAUACGGUGAUUAGGGAAAUAGUAUGCGGCCUAUGCCCUGUGCAAGCAUGUAUGGUGUCGACAAAGUUUUUGGAGCUACGUCGCGAGGUUGCUAAUCUUAGAGCUCGGGUAGCUAAGAUGGACAGUCUCAGAGCUCGAGUAGCUGAGAUGGACAGUCUCAGGGAGGAGCUUAGGUCUCAGAUUGGCAUUAUUUUGUUCAUGACGAUGAAACUGUUCCACAAAAGGCGAGUCCUCUCGGAUUUGCACAUCAGUUUAUUUACAUGUGCUAGCAUGUAUGGUGUCGACAAAGUUUUUGGUUGUGAUUGUCCUACUCUCACUCCUAAUAAUCCACCAUCUUUUAUUCGUCCUGCUCUAAUUCCUCAGCCCGCUGCCGAUAUAUCACAUUUUACUCAUCCUGCUUCGACUACUAACACUUCUACUUCCAAUGCUUAAGGUUUAUCAUAGGAGAAUCUUGUAUUGAUAUUUGCAUACUUGAGGCGUUCGGGUUUGUCCCAGGAGAACAUUCUUCGAGGAAUUUCUUCUUUUCCUUGACUGGAUUGAUUAUGUUGGACAUUUUGGAUAUUAGAGACAAAUAUAUAAUAUUAGAUGCUUUUCAUUGUGAUAUAUUGAGUAAUCAUUGUGUAUGUAUAUAUUUUGUUUCUAAUAUUGUAUAUUGAGUAAACAUUGUGUAUGAAUAUAUAACAUUGGAUAUUUAGCAA